GAUGUCACUCUGAGCAUAUGCAGACGCGUUCUGUGACACAAAGACGCGUUUGUACUGAGAAACCUUAUUUAAAUUCAAUUUCAAUAUUAAGUUUCUUCCUCCUUAAACCCCACCCUUUCCACAAUUCCAUCCUUCACCACCAGGAAUUUUCGGAUGCGAUCCUCUCGGGGGCACAAUUUCACAGUAACAACUGACUGGGAGAUUUUCUCCACCAAGCAGACACCAUGUCUCAGGCCGCCGGCCGUCCAUACCUUGGUAUGUGACCAAGAUCACGGAUGGAGCUUCAAAGCUCCCUGCAAGCCUGCCCUAACACUUCAGCAGGUACACUCUCUACUCUUCCUAUCGAACUUCGCGAGCGUAUUUAUGGUCUCGUCGUGGACCUCAACGAACCUAUUCCUGUUGAUUCCGACCUUGCCAACCCCUCUGACCCUUACGCCCAUCAUCCAAACUGCACAUGCUCCCGCUCAGUCACCAAGAAGAAAUCCCCUCCGAAGCUUGGCCUCCUCCUUGUCUCCAAGGCAAUUCACAAUGAAACGAGAAUCGUUCUCUUCCGCGUCAACGAUUGGAAUAUUGAGGUAGAGGAUGAUAACGAUGGUUCAUUUAUCAAGUCAGAACCAAAUGUCAGCAUAAUGGGGAGGUCAGGCUGGAUGAUGCAGUUCUCACACGGCUCUAUGCGAAGCAAGUCUGAAUUUACUCCUCUGCAGACGGCAGCGUUGGACAGAGACAAUAUGUGGGCUGAGUUACGGUCCGUUCACGUCAGCGUGGGCGCUCCACGAGCGUACGGAGGUGGUGGAAUCCGCGAAUAUGAUAUUCUGCCCUGGAAGAGACAAACGAGGCCAGGUCCCGAACGACCAUCUUUCGUGCCAUUGCUCAAGGUCAUUGACAACAUCUGUGACCUGUUAGGAAACUGCAGACAAUUACACAUGUUGAGAAUCUCAAUACGAAGUAUCGAGAAGAUUCCGGGCAGCAUAGAGUUGGUUCUGCAUCCGUUCAGGCAAUUGCGUCGCGUCAAGAAGACCAGUGUAGUCUGUAUGGGAAUUCAAGAUGAUAUGUGGGUUGACUGGAACUUGAAGGGCAGCUAUGGAAGAUACCUUGAUAAGAUUCUCGGUAUGCCUGAUGGAGCCAAGGCACCGAAGUACGUUGGUGAUAAGAAGGAGCCAAAGCAGAACGACAAAGAAAUAUUUGACAUGAUUGGAGCCAGAUGGUGUGGUGGAGACAUCGUUGCUUACCCAACUAGAGAUGAUGGGGAUGAGGAUGAACCUGAUGAUGACGAUGAUGAGCAGGGUUCUAUGAAUGACGACGAAAUGGCCGAAUUUGAGGCAUUCCUAGACCACAUGGGCAUGCCAGGUCCCAUGAUGGGUGCGUUGGGGAUAGGCUGGGGCACAGACUCUGAGGAAGAAGAUGAUGAGGAUGAUUCAGAAGAAGACUUUUCGGAUGAAGAUGGCUCAGAGGAAGACGAAGAGGACGAGGAUGAUUCAGACGAUGAAAUACCGGCCUUUGUAUACGCUGCUCUUGCUGGGUUGGGACCCUUACCUGGAUUUGUUGGAGACAGUGAACAGGAGGAUACAGAUGAUGAAAUGCCGGAAUUGGUUUUGUUCAGUCCUCAAAGCACCGACCCGGCGUCUCAUAGAGCUGAUGGAGGAGGUGAAUGGGAGGAUACGGAUGAUACAGAUGAUGAUAUGCCAGAAUUGCUACCUUCCAGCAUUGAAAAGCCGGCUGAACCAGAGGGGUUUCAUGAAAUGGUGUCUGAGGAUGUGGAUUAGAUGAUCACCAGGCAAGACCAGGCAAUCAGCAAUGUGGCGCAAGAUGGCGUUGGGAUGGUGUUAGGUUGUUAUGUCAAGUCUGCUGGCGUUUAUGGAUAUCAAUAUCUGACAGCUUAUGCUCGUCUAGCUAAACUGUCAUGUCAAAGGCUUUUCGUUGCAGGCCAGAAUAGUAUUUGCGCAAUCAAUUACAUCGA
Molecule: messenger RNA, 1957 nt
Organism: Mollisia scopiformis
Lineage: Eukaryota; Fungi; Ascomycota; Leotiomycetes; Helotiales; Mollisiaceae
Exons: 1
Coding region: 276-1763 (495 amino acids)
Source: RefSeq, a predicted model, not a curated record